UCUCCAGACUCUGCAAGCACUCGUUUACACAACAACAUCUCACACUCCAUCUUGUCCGUUCACACUCUCUCCACAUUCACAUACCUCUCCGGCACUGAACAGCUCAACCAAACCCCAUGCCCACUCAAGACACGGCCGCGUCAACAUAGGCGCGUUCAUCUCACACCACAAUCAUGCCCAACAUACACGCCCAGGUGGCGGUAAGGAAGUCGUGUGGGGCAGCAAAUAAAUCCAAUACAGGCCAGACCAAAGAGGACGGGCGGCACAUUGAAGGAUGGAGCGGCCGCUGGAGAGACUCACUCAAGGCUCUGCUGCCCGAAGAGCUUCGGAGCCUGCGCAAUAUCGCACAGUACAUGCCGCUCGUCGCAGCCAUCGCAGCGCCCAUGUCUUCGCUCAUGGACAUUCCCGCCCUCUCGCAACACUGGUACAGCUACUACGGCAACGUGCAACGCGAUCCCACAGUCUGUUUGUGCUUGUCGGCAGUCGGUCUUGGUUUCAAUGUGCUCGCAAAUGUGUUACUGCUGGUUAGAUUCUCAGCAACCAAGAAGUCUUUCUGGCGAUGGGGUGUCAAAUUGUCGCUCUUGUGUUGGAUCACAAAGACGAUCAUUGCCAUAGUCAACCUCCUCGUAUUUGGCGCAGGUCAACGCAACGGGCCUGGCUAUUCGUACGACCAGGGCUUCUGGUGCGCCGUCGUCUCGUGCGUCAUCUCUGGGUUUAUCUCCUUCUGCCUCCUCGUCCACUACAUUCUGGUAUUUGGGCGACCUGAAUGGGACAAGGAGGAGAUCCGUCUCGAAGGACGCAAGUUUAUGCUCUCCGUCACGACAUUUAUCGGCCUUAUCGGCAUCCAAGCCAUGGUGUUCAACUUUAUCGAGGAGUGGGGAUAUCUCAACGCCAUCUACUUCUCGGUUCAGACAGCCCUCACGGUCGGGUAUGGUGACUUUGUGCCAACAACCGCGGUCGGCAAGGUCCUCAUAUUCCCGUUUGCCGUCUUGACCAUCAGUCUCCUCGCCAACGAGGUGUCCAUCAUUAUCGACUUCAUUCAGAACCGUGCGCAGGAUAAGCGGGACACGUGGCGGAAGAACUACGCCGUGGCCAUGCACAAGGAAGCUUUGGCCCGCCAGCCCUACGCGACUCUGAUCGACGAGAUGUCGUUGAUCCAUCAGAUCAAUUUGCACCAGGAGACCAUGGUCCAGUUAUACGAUCUAUUCUGGUCUGGUUUUGCCCUGGCGGCCUUCUGGCUUAUCGGUGCAGUCAUCUUCCACUUCCUUGAAGGCUGGGGCUACGGCAACACGCUGUACGCACUCAUGAUCACAUGCUUGACCAUUGGCUUUGGAGACUUUACCCCGAUCAGCCCAGCCGGCCGAGUCGUCUGGAUCAUUUACGCGCUCAUGGCUGUGCCUAUCGUCACCAGUUUUGCCGUGCAGACAGUCACCGGUAUCCUCUAUACUUGGUCCGAGCACCGAUUCACCAAAGCCCGCUUCAACCUCGUUCGCCAGCGUGACCCGGAAGUCUUCGCGCCCCACUCCCACUUUGUGCUCAAGAUGCACACAAAGUGGGACAAGGUGAGGCGCAAGUACAUGAGAGCAUUCGCCCAAGGCCAAGAUGGCCAGAUUUCAGUCGAUGCUGUUCGGCAAGCGGUCCUCGGUGCCCCCCCUACUCAAGGUACCAAAGUGGCGGCGACGGCCAGUGCUACCAAGCCCCUUCCUGCCUCCACGAUAGACGAAAAAGGCAGUCCGGUCGAGUCACAGAGACGAUUACUGGAGCCCUCGGUGGACGGCGAAAAGGAUUCUGCCGAAGGUGGAGAACCAACAGACGAGUCAACCGCCGAGAAGCAGGCUCAGGACACGGUCGUGGAGGACAUGCUGGAUUCCUCGGAUACUCGAGCCGAUGUUGUGGAGGCCCUGGGUGGAGAGGAUCUCGCCGGGGAUCACGCGAAUGGCAACGGCGGAGAUGCCAGCGGCAACAGCUCUGAUACCGAUGGUGCAAGUGGCAAGGGGUCUACGACGACCCAGAGCAACAGCCCCUCCAGUGCUCCGUCUGCCGCCGCGUCCACGACUGGAGGCGACGACAGUAUCGAGGUCCUCGACACUGUCACUGAAACGGGCAGUGCGCCUGGCGCGAGUACCGCCGACAAGGUUGCUGGUAGCCCUAUUCAGAGGACGGUCAAGCGCCCCAUCCAGAGCUCUUCCCCGCCAUCACAAGGGUCGACUCCAGCUGUUCCUUCGGCAUCUGUUGUUUCUGCAUCGGCAGACCCCACAAACACUACUCCCAGCACUCUCGGUUCUAUCGGCUCCCAACUUGCGCAACACGAGGCCGAUACCGUCGCCCAUGCUGAACAGGAGCGCGCAGCGCGGAAAGCGGCAGGCGAGCCAGAACCAGCAGACGACGACGUGUGCGCCCCAGCCCGCGACAAGGGUGACACGUCGAUGGAGUAUCAGCUCAUCAAGUCCCUAGUGGACCGCGUGACUAGACUCGAGGCGCAAGCGAGGCAGAUGCUCAUCGAUUCAAUGGACAAAGACCUGGCACGCACUCUCUUGCUUGCAGAUCGUAAUUUGCAGGUCCGUGAUGCCUUCCGGCUGUAUGAUCAAGGCAUCGAUGUCGAGAAGACAUACAGGGAAGAAGCAGAAAAGGCCCGCAAGGAGGCAGACGAAGCAAAGCGCGACGGCGGAGACGACGACCAGGACGACAUGCUCAGCCGAGUACGACGAUACCGCUCGACGUUUGCCGAAAUCCUCGUCAUCUCGUCGACCCUCCUGCGAUUGGAGGGCGAUGACCUGAAACAGUUUGAAAGAUGGCACGUUGGGGACCUGCAUCAUCACAAGCGUGAGCCCAACCUGCUUACCCAUGGGCUUGAAAGUCCAAAGGGAAUGCGGGGUGCCCAGCAAAGAGCCUAUAGCUGGGCGAAGGACAAGAAGGACCACACGGUCAGAGUGCGAGACAUCCUGCUCGGCUCUGUGAGACGGAAAUCGAAACCUUCCGGUUCUGGAUCGGCGACACCACACCGGCCAUCGUCACGAGCAAGCUCGCAUCGACGGCGUCAAGGUGGACAGCGGAGGCGGAGCACGGUCGGCCGUCUCGUUACCGACUCGGAGUCUGAGGAGGGAGACAUUGUCGAGACUCACGCCGAUCCGUACGAUGUACCCGCACCAGGACAGACUGAGCCCGCUCCGCCUCCCCCGGCCGGUCCCUCCAAGUUACCCAUACGUGCAACGGUACAUCCGUCGUUGAACCUCCACAUCCCGGCGCGCAGCGAGACGAUGACUUCGCCGACGACGGCAUCGGCCGACACACCGACCGACUACAACGAAUACAACCGCGGCCCGCGGCGCAGCUCGGUCAAGGACCAUCACAAGGCACGCAUGCUCAAGAUCUUUGACCACCACGCACAGGGCGUACUCGACGACGCUCAGAAAGAAUCCAAGGCCAUCUCGUCGACGCUCACGCAGCCGACCAAGAACAUGGUCGCGAGAGACGCGGCGGUAGUGUACCACGCUGCCGAACACGUUUUCAAGGAGGUUUUCAUGCCCACUGCCGCAAAGCGCGAAGACGAGGCCGACAUUGGGCGGGCAGAUGACGAGAGAGAAGCGGAGAUGAAGCGCGAUGACGCGCUUUCCCAGAAGCGUGAGGAGAAGGAGCUAGAGGAAGAGGAGGAGGAAGACCAUGGUUCGCCUGUCAAGGCGCCGCCACGGGCGUCUUCGAGCAAGGUGGGGGGGAGCGGAUCAAAGCAUAAAACCAGCACCAAAACGGAUUCAGGCAGUUCCAAGGGUUGA
Messenger RNA from Vanrija pseudolonga, 3770 nucleotides. RefSeq names its product Outward-rectifier potassium channel TOK1 (gene TOK1). Lineage: Eukaryota; Fungi; Basidiomycota; Tremellomycetes; Trichosporonales; Trichosporonaceae. Gene Ontology annotation, cellular component: plasma membrane. The coding region runs from base 174 to 3770 and encodes 1198 amino acids. Gene Ontology annotation, molecular function: potassium ion leak channel activity; outward rectifier potassium channel activity. The record is from RefSeq and is a predicted model, not a curated record. Gene Ontology annotation, biological process: potassium ion transmembrane transport; stabilization of membrane potential. The transcript has 6 exons.